CCCCAUCAUUGGACAUGAGAGAAGCAAUACUUAGAAAAAGUAGCAUUUUAGCUCGUUGUCUCCUUGUUACAAGGGAAUGAAACCAGCAGGAUACAGCCCAGGCACAGAAUUAUCCAGCCGUUAGAUUAGAUGUUGCACCAACUUAUUUUAUUGUUGCUGAAUUAAAACUACUUGAGGCCAAUACCAAAUGCAUUUCCAAUUCCCCCUAAAGAAAAGUACUCUGCCAAUAAACAAAGGAUUUCCUUUUUAUAAGGAGAUUAUUCAGCCAAGAGUCUGAUGAAAGAUUACUGAGUUUUAUUCUGGUGUCGAGCCUUCCCAUAAAAUACCAGUGGAUCUGAUAACAAGUGAAUACUGGGAGUUGUAAAAAAAUGUCUGUCCUCUGAUAUUCUUCUAAAAAUCAACUCCGUUUUUAAAGACAAGCCAUGUGCUGUGAGCUAGACUGGAAACUGAAAAAGGUUAAUGCAAUUAAUGUCAAGCUAAUGACAUUAGCCAGCAGAAGAAGCCACCUCUAAUUCCCAAACCACCCAGCAAUGACCUCUUCCCAACAAAAAAAACAUUUUCCCAGGACCUGGUGAUGGAAGCGGAAGGCUCGAUGCAGACAGAGAUGAUGCUUAAAACCAAACAGAGCUUGGGAGGUGACCGAGACGGGGGAUACUGAGGCCCAGAUAAGCCAAAUGGGGAGAAACCAGGCUCUUGCAAAGCCUUAGAGGAGCCACCGUGCCCCGGCUGCCUUCGCUUGUGCCGUGGAAGCGGCAGUUCCUGGGGCCUGCUGUGCCUCCUGCGCUCGUCUGGAGCUGCUGGGAUUAAUUAGCACCAAUUAGCUGAUUGAAACAACUCGCUUGGAGCAGCAAACUGGGACAGCUGGCAAAGAGUUUCUUGGUGGAAAACCAGAGCGCUGAGCAUCAGGUGGUGCAGAAGAGAAGCUGGGGUCUUCUGGAGCUCUUCCAUUGCUCCCUGCUGGAGGAAGAUGAAUCUGUGGGGUCCCAGAGCAGCUCUAAACCUAAACCCAGGCAGGAGAGAUUUAAAUGAGCAAUAAGUGGGAAAACCCAAGGCGAUUACAAAAAUCCUGUGGAAACCAGCUUUUUCCCCAGCCUGACCAAGGGUUCAGCGACACCUUCAACAUUGACACCAAGAGGCCCAAAAUCAUAGCUGGCUCUAAGGAAGCGUAUUUUGGCUACACGGUGCAGCAGCAUGAUAUUGGGGGGAAGAAAUGGCUGGUGGUGGGAGCUCCCUACGAAACCAAUGGCCAGCAGAAGACGGGAGAUGUCUACAAGUGCCCAGUGACCAGCGACACCCACAGCAACUGCACCAAGCUCAACCUAGGACGGGUAACGCUCUCCAACGUCUCCGAGCGGAAGGAUAACAUGCGUCUCGGCCUCAGCCUGGCUACCAACCCCAAGGACAACAGCUUUCUGGCCUGCAGCCCUCUCUGGUCCCACGAGUGCGGGAGCUCCUACUACACCACGGGCAUGUGCUCCCGGGUCAACUCCAACUUCAGGUUCUCCAAGACGGUGGCUCCAGCUCUGCAGAGAUGCCAGACGUACAUGGACAUAAUCAUAGUUCUGGAUGGAUCAAACAGCAUAUACCCUUGGGUUGAAGUUCAGCACUUCCUGAUAAACAUCUUGAAAAAAUUUUAUAUUGGCCCUGGCCAGAUACAAGUUGGAGUUGUUCAGUACGGAGAAGAUGUCGUCCAUGAGUUUCAUUUAAAUGACUACAGGUCUGUAAAAGAUGUGGUAGCGGCUGCCAGUCACAUAGAGCAAAGAGGAGGUACAGAAACCAGGACUGCCUAUGGGAUAGAGUUUGCUCGCUCGGAAGCAUUUCAGAAAGGUGGCCGGAAAGGGGCAAAGAGAGUAAUGAUUGUAAUCACAGAUGGAGAGUCGCACGACAGCCCAGACCUGGAGAAGGUGAUUGAGGACAGCGAGAAGGACAAUGUCACCAGAUACGCAGUCGCAGUACUGGGUUAUUAUAACAGAAGAGGAAUCAAUCCCGAAGCCUUUUUGAACGAGAUAAAAUUUAUAGCGAGCGACCCAGAUGACAAGCAUUUCUUUAAUGUCACAGAUGAAGCAGCACUCAAAGACAUUGUGGAUGCUCUGGGGGAAAGGAUAUUUAGCUUGGAAGGAACUAACAAGAAUGAAAUCUCCUUUGGCCUGGAAAUGUCCCAGACUGGAUUUUCAUCACAUGUUGUAGAAGACGGGAUCUUGCUGGGGGCAGUGGGUGCCUAUGACUGGAAUGGAGCCGUUCUGAAGGAAACCAGCAGCGGGAAGGUCAUUCCCCUGCGGGAAUCUUAUCUCCAGGAGUUCCCGGAAGAACUGAAAAAUCACGGAGCGUAUUUGGGUUACACCGUCUCCUCUGUCAUAUCCACCGAGCAUGAGCGGAUUUAUGUUGCGGGAGCGCCCAGGUUCAACCACACCGGGAAAGUCAUCAUUUUCAGCAUGCACAACAACCGAAAUCUCACCAUCCACCAGGCACUGAAGGGAGAGCAGAUCGGCUCUUACUACGGCAGUGAGAUCAACUCCCUCGAUGUCAACGGUGACGGCAUCACCGAUGUUUUGCUGGUGGGAGCCCCCAUGUACUUCAGCGAGGGCAGAGAAAGGGGGAAGGUUUAUGUCUACACCCUGCGGGAGCAGAACCGCUUCGUUUCCAGCGGUGCCCUCAUCGAUCUGCAGAGCUACCAGAAUUCUCGCUUCGGCUCCUGCAUCGCUGCCGUGCCUGACCUCAACCAGGACUCCUACAACGACCUUGUUGUCGGGGCACCUUUGGAGGAUGAGCACCAAGGAGCAAUAUACAUCUUCCUCGGCUUCAAAGAGACCGUCCUGAAGAAGUACAAGCAGCGGAUAGCAGCUGUGGACCUUGCACCAGGCCUGAUGUAUUUUGGAUGCAGCAUCCAUGGACAGCUGGACCUGAACGAAGAUGGGCUCAUAGACUUGGCCGUCGGCUCUCUGGGGAACGCUGUCCUGUUGUGGUCCCGUAGCGUGGUCCAGAUCAACGCCAGCAUCCGCUUCGAGCCCUCCAAAAUCAACAUCUUCACCAAGGACUGCAAGCGGAAUGGGAAGGAUGCCACUUGCAUGUCAGCCUUCAUCUGCUUCACUGCCGUCUUCCUCUCAGCUCACUUCCAGACAGCCAGCGUGGCGCUGCGGUACAAUGCCACCAUCGAUGAGCGCAGGUACACGCCGCGGGCUCACCUGGAUGAGAGCGGAGAGCGGCACAUGCAGAAGGGGCUGGUGCUGCUUGCCGGGCAGGAGCACUGCAACACGCUCCAGUUCCACGUCUUGGACACAGCUGAUUAUGUGAAGCCGGUGAUGUUCUCUGUUGACUACGAGCUAGAGCACCCUGAGAAUGGCCCCAUGCUGGACGAUGGCUGGCCCACGUCGCUCAAGGUCUCGGUCCCUUUCUGGAACGGGUGCAAUGAGGAUGAGCACUGCGUCCCUGAUCUGGUCCUGGAUGCCAGAAGCGAUGUGCCCAGUGCCAUGGAGUACUGCCGUCGGGCUCUGCGGAGGGCACCGCCGGACUGCUCGGCCUUCACCCUCUCCUUCGACACCUCUGUCUUCGUCAUCGAAAGCAGCAGGAGGAGGGUGGCCGUGGAAGCGGCGCUGGAGAACCGAGGCGAAAACGCCUACAGCACGGUCCUCAACGUCUCCUUCUCCAGAAACCUCCAGUUCGCCAGCUUGAUCCCCAAGGAUGACACGGACAUCAACAUCGACUGCAUGACGGAAGAGAAGCACCCCAACAAGAAAGUGUGCAACGUGAGCUAUCCAUUCUUCCGAGCCAAGGCCAAGGUAGCUUUUCGCCUGGAUUUUGAAUUCAGCAAGUCGAUUUUCCUUCAAAGCAUGGAGAUCUACUUGAUCGCCAACAGUGACAGCGAGGAGAAGGAGAGCACCAAGGAGGACAAUUUUGCCCACCUGAAUUUUCACCUGAAGUAUGAAGCCGACCUGCUCUUCACCAGAACUUCAAGCCUGGACUACUAUGAAAUCAGGUCGAACAGCUCCCUGGAGAGAUACGACAGCAUCGGCCCUCCCUUUCAUUGCACCUUCAAGCUGCAGAACCUGGGCUUCUUCCCUGUGGAGGGGGUGACCAUCAAGCUCACUGUCCCCGUGGCCACCCGGGCGGGCAACCGCCUCCUGCUCCUGACUGAAUUCAUGGUGGACCAGGAGAACGCGACCUGCAACAUCUGGGGAAACACCACUGACUACCAGAGGACGCCCGCCGAGGAGGACCUCUCCCGCACCCCCCACCUGAACCAGAGCAACUCCGAUGUCAUUUCCAUCGACUGCAAUGUGAAACUAGCCCCCAACGAGGAGAUGAACUUGCACUUGCAUGGCAAUCUGUGGAUGAAGUCUCUAAAAGCACUGAAGUUCAAGUCACUGAAGCUUACCACGAACGCCAUUCUCCAGCGACGCUUCGGGAGCCCCUUCAUCUUCCGCGAGGAGGACCCCAGCCGCCAGAUAACGUUUGAAAUCUCCAAACCAGAGGAAUCGCAGAUCCCCAUCUGGAUCAUCCUGGGGAGCACGUUAGGAGGUCUCCUGCUCCUGGCCCUGCUCGUCCUCGCGCUCUGGAAGGUCUUCACAUACUGAAAUCAUCCCAGGAACAGCAUGAACAAAGCAGAACCUCAGCAAAUCUCCUGCAACGGAGCCAAAAGCAGGAAAGGAUCAGAACAAAGCUACAGGAAGGGAGAAAGCAGCAGCUUUUCUACAAGGUUGUUUGGUGUAACAUUCUGUUUCUUAUUAAAAAAGCAGAAUUGUGGGAGGAGCAGCUUCUGUCCCCUUAUUACCUACAGAUAUUUCAAGCAUGCACGUUUGUUCCAACAACAGUUUUAUACAGGCAUUUCACAAGAACACAACACUUAGAUAACCCCAUGUCAGAAACAGGUCCUGAGAAAAAAAGAAACAGUGCAAGGAAAUACAGUCUUAAUCAAUGAUAUAGCAACUCGAAAUGAUUUCCAAUCCAGAACGCUUUGUUAUACAGCAAGCAGUAUGAGUCACUGCAAGUGUUCAGCCCUCUCCCCUCUUUCCCCCUCACUCUCCCAAGUCAAACAGACUCAAGGACCGCUGACUCUCAUUUUUAACUACAGGCACAUCACAAAUUAUAAAUGUGCAAGUGCAAAAAGGAACAGCAAGGCACCAGCGCCCUGUUUGAAGCACGUGGCACAGGGUAACAGAAGACUUCUUUUCUGUAACACAUACACACGAGUUCAUAUACUGGUUAAUUUUAACCUAGUCAGCUACCAGCAACUUUAGUACCUAAAUAAUAACUACCUGGUACAUGGUCUCAAGUUGUUCAAGUUUCAGGUUCAAAGCUUUAGCGGUAAGGGACACAAUCCCCAAAUGGGAGACUAAAAGUGUUCCCCGGUUCUCACGAUAAGCCACAGUGACUUAAACAUUUUUUUGCAUUUCCAACAGCCAGGCUAAAAAUCACCACUGUAAAUUCUCAGCAAAACUGCAGCUUUCCUGAUGACUUCUGAUGAACACAUCUCAGCACACAGGAGGAAGACAUUUAGGGUAACAAUUUAUAGAAACACUAACACCUUCCCAACCACUUGACAACAUCCACUUGUUGCAUUAAGGCCCCAGGUGGCCGAAUUUAGCUUUGCCAUUUUGCCUGACCUUUGACUGCAAGAGUCAUGGUUUUUUAAGAGCAGUAGUCCAACCUACCUGAGAUACAAGUGACAGAUGCAUUUUUCAUUUUAGGUCCUAGUUUCCAGCAGAGUAAAGUUUGCAGCUUAGAAGACACGGUAUUUCUGAAGCUUUUCCCUUGAAGGAGACACAACAGCCAGCGCUUAUGGUACCGUACAAUCCAAGCAGCGCUGUUCUGCUUGGCACUAAACAAAAAUUAACAGUUACAAGCUAAUUCCACAUUCAAUGUUUAUUUAUUUGUAAUACAAAUAGAAACGUGUGCCCAAAUCUCGCCUUAAAGUUCUACCCAGAUUGUUUAAAAAAAACCUACAGAACAUUCUUUCAUCAUCUUACAGUUAAAAAGCUGCAUUUAAAAUAAACAGAGUUUUCAGUAGCCUGUCAAAACAAGUGACAUUUUACUGUCGGAGUAUCUGCAACUUCUACCAAGGAGAAGUACUUUCUCAAGCAACAGUGUUAUUAUACAAUCAGUUGCUUACCAUAAAGAUCUUAUGAUAGGACAAUUUUUUAAAAAUCAGGUUUCAUAGAGAUUUUCAUAAUGAAAGGAGUAAAAAUCAUGAAAAAUCCUCAAGUCCAAUUCAGGGAGGCACAGACUCCACGCUUAUUGGAAAAGCCAGUUUCAAGCAGUUUCAAGGAAGACUCUCUUUGGCGACAGACUACUCCAUUAGGAAGAUACAGCAUUUGGAAUCCAAGAGUGCAGUUUUACAUACUUUGAGUCAAAAAGGUGCAUGUUGAUCAUUGAAACAACAAAAAACAAGUUAAAAGCAUUUUGAAAUGUUGGGACACACACAAACACAAAUACCCUAUAAAUUUUCUAGGUAUCCAUGCAUGAUCUUUAUAUAUGAGCAACUUAGCUACAUAAAAAGAAACCAUGACUCCGGUUCAUUUCGGUCAAUGUGCAAGUUCCUUUUUCAAAAGUUAUUCAAUACUUACUGUAGUAGUGUAAAUGAAGAGCUUGAUAUUUCAACUGUUAUUAGAUGAACAUACCAUAGCUGAAUUUAAACCUGUAUUUCCUAACAGAGCAUUCCAUACGUCUAUAGCUGUUGAUAACUGCUGUUCAAAACUUAAUUAAAAAAAAUUAAAAUUUAAAACGUUA
Molecule: messenger RNA, 6723 nt
Organism: Harpia harpyja (harpy eagle)
Lineage: Eukaryota; Metazoa; Chordata; Aves; Accipitriformes; Accipitridae
Gene: ITGA11
Product: integrin subunit alpha 11
Exons: 31
Coding region: 1026-4571 (1181 amino acids)
Biological process (GO): cell-cell adhesion; integrin-mediated signaling pathway; cell-matrix adhesion
Cellular component (GO): integrin complex; external side of plasma membrane
Molecular function (GO): integrin binding
Source: RefSeq, a predicted model, not a curated record